Molecule: messenger RNA, 1622 nt
Organism: Fusarium odoratissimum NRRL 54006
Lineage: Eukaryota; Fungi; Ascomycota; Sordariomycetes; Hypocreales; Nectriaceae
Exons: 2
Coding region: 172-1491 (439 amino acids)
Biological process (GO): polysaccharide biosynthetic process
Molecular function (GO): NAD binding; oxidoreductase activity, acting on the CH-OH group of donors, NAD or NADP as acceptor; oxidoreductase activity, acting on the CH-CH group of donors, NAD or NADP as acceptor
Source: RefSeq, a predicted model, not a curated record
CUAACAGUCUAUAAGAAGACAGCUUCCAGCAGCCUAAUUCACUUCUCAUCACUCAUCUCAUCAACACAAUCAUCUCUUCAGAGUACUUUAAACACUCUUCACUCCCCUCCUUGUCUCACUCUCCCAUCAUCACAUCUUCUGUCUCACUAUCCACACACUCUUACAUCAACAAUGCCUAUCGUUGCCAAUCUUGUCCAGAGACCUGCUCCUCGCAGCAAGGUUCUCCCCCACCAGACCAAGACCAAGACCAAGCAGAGCCAUGCAGCCAAGACUUCACCCGCCAAGCCUAUCAUGGCACCCACUGAGGCUACUCCUCUUGUCGCAGUGAUCGGCGUUGGCUUCGUUGGUACUGGUCUUGUUGACUCUUUCUCUUCCAAGUACGAGAUCAUGGGCUUUGACAUCUCUGAAGAUCGUCUUGAGUUCCUCAGGGGAGAGUUCAGUGCUCGACCCAACGUCUCCUUCACUUCCAACGAGCCUGAUCUUGGCAAGGCUACCCACUUCCUUAUCUCUGUUCCUACCCUCCUUCGCUCUGACAGGACCAUUGAUCUGUCUUAUCUCCGCUCUGCCCUUCGCCGUGUUGAGCAGUGGGCUCGCCCUGGCUGCACUGUUGUCAUUGAGAGCUCUGUCUCUGUCGGCCUCACUCGCGAACUUCUUGGCCCCAUUGCUAAGGCCAAGGGUCUCUUCGCCGGAAUGUCUCCCGAGCGCAUUGACCCCGGCCGUGUUGAGCCUCCCAUGCGAUCCAUCCCCAAGGUUGUUUCUGGCCUCGAUGAUGUCAUCCCUGGAUCUCUCGACGCUGUUGUCCGUCUCUAUGGCCGCGUCUUCGACAGCAUUGUCCCUGUCUCUAAGCCUGAGGUUGCUGAGAUGUGCAAGCUCUACGAGAACUGCCAGCGCAUGAUGUGCAUCGCCUAUGCCAACGAGAUGGCCGACGCUUGCAAGGGUCUUGGCAUUGACGCCUUCGAGGUGUCUCGUGCUGCUGCCACUAAGCCCUUCGGUUACAUGCCCUACACUCCCAGUCUCGGUGUUGGUGGUCACUGCAUCCCUGUCAACCCCUACUACCUGCUCUCCAACUGCGAGUUCCCUCUUCUCGAGGCCUGCGCCGACAAGAUGAACAAGCGCCCUGCCACCCAGGCCCAGAAGAUCGUCGAUGAGCUUCGCGGAACCAGCAAGCUUCAGCGCCGUGACUCCGGUAUUGAGCUCAGCAAGCGAAUCCUUGUUGUCGGCAUGGGCUUCAAGGCCGGACAGGACCAUCUCGUCAACUCUCCUGGUCUCCAGCUCGCCAGGGAGCUUCAGAAGCUUUCCAUGGAUGUCACCUUCGCCGACUCUCUCGUCAAGCAGACCGCUGUUCCCGAGAUUCCCCGAUUGGCUGAUGAGGACUGGAACAAGGAGGAGCUUGAGAACUUUGACAUGAUCGUUGUCAGCUUCAAGCAGUGGGGUAUGGACUUUGAUGUCUUGGACCAGGUCUCUGUUCCUGUGCAGAUGUGGUGCCAAUAGAGAGUUCAAAAAGCUUGAUAUAGGCGUUCUGGUUUCUGGUUUCUUGUUUUCUAUAAUACAUCAAUGUCUUCUUUCUUAGCAUAGAAGUAAUAAUCAUAAGUUAAUACAAAGUCGUUCAAAUAAUCACUUCC